This is a messenger RNA of Penicillium coprophilum, 660 nucleotides long. RefSeq names its product DASH complex subunit DAM1. Gene Ontology annotation, biological process: mitotic sister chromatid biorientation. The transcript is spliced from 4 exons. The record is from RefSeq and is a predicted model, not a curated record. NCBI's taxonomy places the organism in Eukaryota, Fungi, Ascomycota, Eurotiomycetes, Eurotiales, Aspergillaceae. The coding region runs from base 1 to 660 and encodes 219 amino acids. Gene Ontology annotation, cellular component: DASH complex; mitotic spindle polar microtubule; mitotic spindle pole body.
AUGGACGCACCCCGAUCAUCCUCGCGCCCGAGACCUUCAUCCAGGCCUACAACCCCCCUGCGCCCCAGCUCGCGCUCUUCGAUACGGGAGGCCCACGGAUAUGGAAACAGUAUUGGAAAUGCAGGAUACACACAACCCGCUUUCAAUGCAUUGGAACCGCAAUUCGCCGAGCUGGCCGAUUCGAUGGCGGAUCUCGAGGCCAACUUCAUGCACCUGCAGCUGAUGCACGAGAGCCUGACUCGCUUCAGUGAGAGUUUUGCCAGUUUUCUCUAUGGAUUGAAUAUGAAUGCAUUCUGUGUGGAUUUCCCAGAGGCUCCGAUUUCAGACUCGUUCAAGAAGGCUAAGCAGGAUGAAGAAGAAAAAGGUAUUGCGACAGCUCCCUGUGGGAACUACCGUCGAUCGGAGGCGGAACUAGAAUCAGAACCAACACGACAGGUUGAUGAUGGCGAGAUGACCUUUAUGACUACGGACACGACUUUUGUUGAGAAUCCGAGCACGACUCCCUCCGCUAGGCCGACAUCCAAGUAUGCUGCGGGCUCACGAGUCUCGUCGCGUGGCACUGCUCGUGGUGCAGCAAGCAGCCGGUAUACUACACGAGGUACUGGUCGUGGCACUCGUCCCAGCGCAUUGCCUCGGGGCAGAGGGGUUGGAACUCGAUGA